AUGGCUCAAAAGUUUAUUAUUAAUGAUGAUGUCUUAGAAAAAGCAAUCAAAAUACUUGAAAAUAGAUCUUUUAUUGAGAAUAAGGAUAGCAAGUAAACUCUAAUGAAUGGACUUUGCCAGAUAGACCAUUUUAAAACAUUGAUGAGGGAUCCAUCUCUGUGCUUUUAUUUAUAUCCAUAUUUGGAGGAUUUUGUUUAAUAAGUGACAUAUAGACCCAUCCCAAAAGGGAAAAUUCUUUUUCAUGAAGGUGAUAAUGUAAACAAUCUAUAUUUUGUUAUGAGAGGAUCAUUUGUAGAAUUUUAGAUUAAAUCUGAGGGAGAUUUAGAAUAAGAAAUGUAUUGGGAGUAGUAGGCAGGACAGUACAAGUAAUAACUAACUCAAAUUCAAAAAAAUCAAUUAGAAGUAUAGGAGAAAAAGAAAAUGUAGCUAUAAGAAAUAUAAAAGAUACAAGCAAGCUAUUAAAAGUAAGGUUAGUAUGGAAAUGAUUCUGCUAGAGGUGAGACUACAACAACAAUAGGCCAGACAGCAACACUUAAUUAAAUAGGAUAAAAUUAAAAAAGCUUAAAAACAUUAACAGUUAUCCAAGAUGACAAAACUUAGCAAUCAAAAAGAAGUUAUAGGACGAAAGAGCAACCUAGAAAAUCUGGAUCACUAGAAGAAAUAUACUUUACAGAUGAGUUUAAGUAAAAAUAAUCUAAGCUUUAAAGCAUGAGCAGCAUGUAUUCUGAAGCAACUAGGUUCUAUCAAGGUAUAGAAUAUGAGUAAUUGCUCAAAAUAGAAAAUAAGUACUAAGAAAGAUAUUUUAAAAACAAUAAAUGCCUAUUUAAAAAAACGCAUACUUAUUCAGCAGGUAUGAGCUUUGGUGAACUUCAUAACUUUGAUACUUUACCUGAUGGAAACUUAAAUUCUUAUAGGAAAACGAGUUCAAAAAGCACUGUUGUAUGCAGCGAAAAUUCCUUUUUAUUAUAAAUAUCUUGUAAAGCUUACUAGCGUAUUUUCAGUAAAUUAACAGAAAAAAUUAAUUUUGUCUUUCAUGUUUUGGCAAAUUGCUUUCCUUCAGUAAAGAAAGUUAUUUUGAAUGAAUUUGCCUUCUAAUUUAAUGAGUAAACUUUAGAGUAUAAUUAGCACCUUUUUUCUGAAGGAGAACCAUGCAAUUAUGUAUAUAUUAUGUAAGGUGGAGAAAUUGAUUAUAGGAAGUAAAUAACUAUUCGUGGUGAACUUGUUGAAAAAAGAAUAGGAAUGGUAAAUUAAGGAGAAAUUUUCGGACAUGAGGAUAUUUUUUAAUUAUCUAGAUAGUAUUCUGUGUACUCCUGUGUUAACAAUUCAGUUGUUUACAGAAUUAAGAAGGAGUUCUUAUUAAUAUCCUAAUUUAUUUAGCCUCUAAAAUCAUAUGUAAAGCAAAGAUAGGAAUACCUUAGUAAAAGAGUUUAAGAUAUUAUUCAAAGAAAUACUGAUUUAAUAGAGUAGUAGGAAGAAUAAGAUAAAUAAAAAAAUUAAAAAUAAUAACAAAAUUUUAGCAUAUACAGCUUAGAUAAAACAGCUAACUCUACCCAUUAAAUUCAUUCUAAUUCAUUAAGGUAACUUGAAUCUAAAUCUCAUUCAAAAUUAAACCAUUAAACGAAUAAUCAUAUCCAUUCUUUAUCUCACAUCCCAGUAAAUGCUAAUCUGAAGAGUCAAAAACACACUUAAAACAACUAAACUGAAAACAGUGCUGGACUUUUUCAAUCAGCUAAAAAUAUAAAUUUAGGAGAGAACGACUACCAUUUAACAUUUAAAAGUUUAACUAAAUUAGAAAUACUUUAAUCAUAAAGCAAUACAAAAACUGAAGAUUAAAGUAAAAAUGAAAACACUUCUUAAAAAGAGAAUUAAUAAAAUUAAUAAAAUAAAAAGAUAAAAAAUGCUUAAUUACAAACAACCAGGGCUCAGCCAGAAAGUGUUUAUUCUCGUAUAAUUAGACCAGAUUCUGCAUUUAAAGAGGAAUUAGAUUAGAUGAAGAAAGAAUAAGCAGCGUAGCUUUCAUAAUUCAACAGCAGUGAUAUUAUGUCAUCAGGACAUUUACACGAUUAUACUUCAUCUUCUAAAUUUCUUUCCCUAAAUAAAAUGUAUCGAGGCAAUUAAUAAUAAUCAUAGAGCGAAUUUAAGAUAAAUAAAAUGCCUAAAGAUAUGUUUUCUCUCUAAAUAGCUAUUAAUUCAGAUGAAAAACUAAAGAAAAAAAUUUUAAUCAGAACUUUAAAAUAAGAAGAAGAAAAUUAGUAUCAAAGCCAAAAUAAAUUAAGAAGUGGCUCAAAUAGUCCUGUAAAAAAAGACCUAAAUUCCAAUGAGCAAUAAACUUUUAUUUAAAAAAUUCCAAGAGGCACCACAUCUUCUUUAAUGAGAUAUAAAGAACAAGCAAAAGACUAUUUUGUUAAAGAUGAUAAACCAAAGUAAUUAGAUUUUUUUAUGGAAUUCUAAAACUAUCGCCAAGAGAUAAAAGCGAAAGAGAUAUAUGAUAAACUUAAUAAAAAAGAAGCAAAAGAAGAUCCUUUUUCUCACAUAGAUUUUAAUGUUGUAUAAAAUUCAGUAUCUACCCCUUAGUCAUAAAUAUCUAAUUAAUCAACAUCUUAACAAUCUAAUACGAAUAAAUUGAUAUCAAAUAACCUUCUUCCAAAUACUACAAAAAGCAUAAACCAAACUGAUAAACCUAAAAGUAGCUAAUUCCUUAACUCUCUAAAAGCUAAUCAAUCAAUAAACUUGAUUUCUAAAUAAAAAAAUUUUAUGAAUAAUAACUUUUUCACAAGUGAAGAAGCUGAUUAUUCACCUGAAAAUAGAGAAUCUAUCCCUCCAAUACUAAAUAUGUAUAAUUCAUAAAGUAUAAGUUCACAAUCAUAAAGUAAUCUAAAUUAGUAUAAUAAAAAUUUUUCAGAGUCUUAAAGAAGCUAAUCUAAAGAUAAUAUGAGGAGAAGCUAAAGUAAUACAUAACAAUCCCACAGAAAAAUACACUUCUCAAACCAAAAUAGCAUAAAUUCAUAUCAAAAAAAUACAAAAAUUUCUAAUUUUGGAGCAAAAUUUAAUGAUUUUAAAGAAACUAAAAUAUAAUAGUUUGAAAGUGCACCAAUUUAGGUAAGAAGUAAUUUUGAAAGUCAACAAAAUGGAAUUUCAUAAAAUAAUUAAGAAAUUAGACCAGAUAAAACUUAAAACAAGCUAUUUUCAGCAGUUUAUGUAUAAAACUAGCAAGCUGAAAAUGAUAUAAGAAAUAACUUUUAGAACUCUCUGAGUUUUGUUGGACUAAGAAAUUCUAAUAAUCUACGUUUAGGAUAAAAACUUAACUAAAUUAAUGCCAGAGAUAAAAUUUUAAAAAAAUGA
This is a messenger RNA of Tetrahymena thermophila SB210, 3342 nucleotides long. RefSeq names its product cyclic nucleotide-binding domain protein. The transcript has a single exon. The record is from RefSeq and is a predicted model, not a curated record. NCBI's taxonomy places the organism in Eukaryota, Ciliophora, Oligohymenophorea, Hymenostomatida, Tetrahymenidae.